Molecule: messenger RNA, 1274 nt
Organism: Saccostrea echinata
Lineage: Eukaryota; Metazoa; Mollusca; Bivalvia; Ostreida; Ostreidae
Exons: 4
Coding region: 379-1032 (217 amino acids)
Source: RefSeq, a predicted model, not a curated record
CGAGUGCCACAACCUUCGUAGAAAGUGGUGCAUUGAACAAAUGUAGGUGUACAGAGAAGCUUAAGUAUUUAUCGAAAUCUUGGGUAAAUACGGCUGUCAAUUUAAACGGCAUUGCCUUUUACCCCGGAGUGCGCAGUUUCUCCGUGUGCUGCCGACUACCCGGACCUUUACUUAGUUACUGUAAAUAAUACUGUCCAGCAAAGGAGUUUUAACGAUUUGUAAACACUUAUAGUCAAGUUACUCGUGAACAUGGAUUAAAUUUCUCCGAAAGAACUUCCUUAGUUGAAGAAAAAAUUGCUUGAUGUAAUGAUAUGGAAGCUGUAGAGAUACAUUGAGAAACAAUUUUGACAAUCUUGCUGUAGAGAUAUCAGAAUUAACAUGGCUGUAGCUCUGACCUAUCGGGAUUACCACAACAAAUCCUUCAGCAAGUUUGAGCUGAAGAUGAUGGAACUAGAGGAUCUAAAAAACGAGGCCAACAGACAUGUCGGCCGCCUCAACUCGCUCAAAAUGCGCUACAUGGACUGGUUUCUCCGAUGUCAGCAGUCCUUCCUGGACUCUAUAAAACUCAUUCACAUUCUGGGAGGGGACCUGCUACCACGGGAAAUUAACACUAUCCGAAACUUCAAAAAAGUCAUGAGAUUUUCUGGACAGUUGCCGAGCAACGGAACACCGCGUGACGGCAGUAAAGGGAAAAUGAUUGGCUUUCUCCUUUUCUGGGAAGAAAUGUUGACGCUGAAACGCGAAAAUGACGCUUUGUAUAGAAAGAUUUGUGACUUUUGUAAUAGUAUUCGCAGGUUAAGAGAACCAAUAUUAAAAGAUGAGAUAGACCGUCUGCACCAGCGCCUCAACCUGUUUCUUUCUGAAGACUAUGACUUCACGGCAAUAUCCAACGACCGACACAAUCUCUUCACUUACCGCGUUGCUCUACACGAUCACAGAUAUCACGGACUCGUCUCCUACAUCCCCUUCUUGCUCAGCAUUGCCAACAAACUGUGUUACUGGACUUCUAAACUCUACAUCGAGUUCCUGUAGUGUUGUAGUAAUAAAUAAGUAGAUAUAAACUCUCCACCCCUAGCCCAUUCAUGAUAUUUGCAGUACUUUUUAAAUCAGUACGUUUUACUUUCCCCCGAAAAUAUAAUCUAUACUCCUCUGUGAUAAAGUCAUACUGAAAAGAUUUGGAAGUCGUGUGAUUUUUGUGUAGUGUUUGCUCUAUAUUUACUUUGGGUAUAUAAACGUGUUUUCAUUUAAGGAAGCUCUAAACAUGCACUAAUAAA